Molecule: messenger RNA, 1837 nt
Organism: Chrysemys picta bellii (western painted turtle)
Lineage: Eukaryota; Metazoa; Chordata; Testudines; Emydidae
Gene: RFTN2
Product: raftlin family member 2
Source: RefSeq, a predicted model, not a curated record
UUCCUCUUGAAGCUGACUUCCUUUCUGGAAAUGAUUUUCGUCUCUAACCAUGUUGAGACUCUCUUUUCUCAUUCUUUCAUUCUGACUUGCUCUUUUUCCUCUCAUUUACAACUGCAUCUGAAUAGAUCUUCUGACAGUAGAUCUUGCCAUGGGGUGCGGACUACGAAAGCUAGAAGACCCAGAUGAUAGCAGCCCUGGAAAAAUAUUUUCUACGUUGAAGAGACCGCAAGUGGAAACAAAGACUGACUCUGCUUAUGAAUAUGUAUUGCUGGAUUUUACUUUAGAAGUGUCCUCAAAUCCAGAAGUUAUCAAGAUCAGUUCUGUGUUGGAUAUAGCAACAAAAGUGGAAGAAUAUUACAUCAAAGGAUAUGUUGUAGGAGCAAUUCAUCCUAUUAUAUUACCUGUUGGGCGAAGAAAGCACUUUCCUGCAAGUUAUUUGUAUCGAGUGGUACUAUCACGACUCAAAUUAAGCCCGAAGCAUACAGCACUCAGAAGACAAAGACACCCCAGGCUUUUGAUUGAGGAAUGUCCUUUAAUGUAUGAAACACUGACAAAUGAGGUUGUGAAAGGAUUGUUAGAAAAGGUCAAUGAAGCUGCUAAAAGAGGGAAGAAGUUUGUUGGAUUUAUAACACAGCAUUUUCCUCAGACUAAAUUCUGUAAUGGCACAAACACAGAUGGAAAUGCGGACUCUGAAUCAGCACUAAGUAUAAAGAGUAGAGAGCACAGGAAAUACAAUUAUGACGAAAACUAUAAAAACUGGAAUGAAGGGACUUUGAGUGGUCAGUCAUCUGAGAGUGGAAUAGAGGAAGAAAUUCAGCCAGAAAGGGGACAGUUACAGGAUGCUGAUUUCCCCAGCCCUACUAAACCAAGAAAAGGAGAAGAUAAAUUAUAUACAGUCUUCAAUGUUUUUGAUGAUGACUCAACCUGCUGGACCUAUCAUGAGGGCAUUUUGUCUAUGAAAGUAACAAGAAAAGGGGCAGUCAUUAGUACUCUGGAUGCAGAUUGGCUAGAACUAACCACAUUUUAUUAUAAACAAGGAUUGUCAUUAAUUGAUUCUUUUGUAUCUUGGGAAACUUCUAAAGGAGACCACAUGACCAAAUCUUUAGAAGGAUUAUUUAUAUAUGAAGAAGGUGGUUCAGGAGUUCCAGGUUCUAACAGGAAAGGAAAUGACACAAUAGUUGUAGAACAAUGGACUGUCAUUGAGGGAUGUGAAAUUAAAACAGAUUAUGGACCUUUACUGCACACGCUGGCUGAGUUUGGAUGGCUUCUUACAUGUGUACUGCCUACACCGAUCAUCCGACAUGACAGUGAAGGAAAUCUGGCCACAAAGCAAGUUGUUUUCCUUCAGAGACCUGUUAUGUGGAAUUCAACUACCCAGACUCCAGAGAAAAAAUCCACAAGGCAGCUCAGAAGUGACGAGAAAGGCAAAGUCUCUAGCAGAAGUAUUGGAUUAGACACAGCUACGUCUCACCCUAUAGAAAGUGGGCAUCCACCUGAUGAGUUUCAUCUGUCUCCUUCUAAACCAUGUUGGAUCAAGGAGGGAUCUGCCCAAUAUGAAAGCUUCUCAGGAUUCAAUAGCAGCGAUAGUGUGUUAAGGGAAAUGGAUGAUGGACAGUUCGAGCAGGAAGAUGGGGCCACUCAGGUCACGUGUAUGUGACCCAGUAAGUAACUGUAUUGGAGGGAACUGUAAAUAAUUAAAACAAAUGUAAAGACUGAAUUUACUACAUUACUUUAUAUGAAUUUGUAUAAUCCUUUAGUUUUCCCAGACUCGUGUUUAUAUAUCUUUUGCUACUUUCUAGAGUUAUACGGUUAGCAAAUAAUACUACUACUGUAAAAU